GAUAACCCAGGGGAUGCGGCAGAAUGCAAGCCUGCAGCCGGGCACAGCCUGUCGCAGCGCUGCUCGCCAUGGAGGGAGCACACCGCAGCUGCCUCCUCCUCCUCCUCUGCCUGCUCCCACGGCCGGGCGCCCCAGGCCCACCGCCGCCUCUGGAGGAGCCUCGGGAGCCGCCGCCGCCGCCGUCCAGCCCCGCGGACCCCGCCGCGCACCUGCUGCGCGGGCAGUCCUCGGCGCCGGUGCGGCCCUACAGCCUGUCGCUGUCCCCCGAGGAUUACCGCUACGCCCCCAGGCCCCGGCACCUGCGCCCCGGACGGCUGCGCCGGCUCCUGGGCUCGGCCUUCGACCCCUUCUGGAUGGCGACCGAGCAGCCCCGCGGUCGCAACGGGAGCAUCCUCGAGGAGAACCUGGAGUCCAUGAGCAGGGACCUGGCCGAGAGCGCCGGGCGGUAUCGCCGCAAGCUGUGGCGAGAGGCGGAGGAGCUGGAGCUGCCCGCGCUGCUGCCCCCCGGCCCAGCGCUGCCCCCCGAGCUGGCGGGGGCCCUGGCCCGCGGCCUGCGGCAGUGGCUGGUGGAACGGGCCGCCUGCCGCCUCACCUCCGCCUGGGUGGACCUGGGCCCCGUGUUCUGGCCCCGCUGGGUGCGGCACACCACGUGCGAGAGCGGCCCGGCCGACUGCUCCUGGCCCCCCGGCAUGGCCUGCCGGCCCGCACAGCUCACCCGCAUCAAGCUGCUGGCCUGGCACUGCUGGAACCCGCAGCCCCCCGCGGCCCCCAGCUGCACCUGGCGGCACAUCCCCUACCCCGUGGUGGCCGCCUGCAAGUGCUCCUGCCGCUGAGGGGGCCGCGGAGGUGCCUCCCGGGACCUGCUCCUGCAGGCCUGAAAAGGCAAACAUCUGCCUGGACCCGCCCUCGGAGCUGGGGGGAAUCCCCCAAACAGAAAUAAACCUCCAGGAAGGAAGCGGGGAUGCUGUGGUCGUUGCUGUGUCUCACCAAAACCCCUGGGUGGGGGUGCGGCUGCUUCACCCCUCACCCACCACUGCCGUGAGGCAUUAGCACCAGCGGAGGCCCUUGUGCGGCUUUUAUCUCCAGCAAAGGACGAGGGAUGGAGAAAUUAUGGCACUGAACGGCAGGUUCAGACCCCGUUUGCACCACCCCAGCUGGCUCAGUCCAAGCUGGGGCUCCUCUGCCUGCCUGGAUGGGGCUGCAGGCAGGGAGCCAGGGCCAGGGCAUUCCAGCAGAAGGUACAGGUGGGUCACUGCUGGGGUGGAAACAGCAAUGUGGAGAGAGGCUGGAAGGAAUCAUGGGGCAGUGGGGUAUUUUGGGACUGCAACAGGCAGCCUAGUGAGAGUAGAAGUGGAAGGUGGGCCAUGCCCCAGAGCUGGAAGCAUUUCUGGGGCUAGGUGUGUAUGAAAAUGGGAUGGGAUAGGAUAGGCCCCUACUUUGAGGUAAAAUGGGUGAAAUAUGUGGAUCCCCCACCUAUCCCACAGUGCAGAGGCUGACAGCUCCAGACUCAGGACUGCCUGAGCAGCAUACAGGGUAUGAGGUAGUUCAGGGAACCCAGGGUGGGUCCUGCAUCCUCAAAAAGUGACAUCUGCCUCUACAUUCCACUCAGCAAAACAAUCCUCUGCUUUCUGAGCUAAAAGUUGUAGAUCAGACCUAGGCUGGAAGGCCUUGAAGAAAUAAGGAGCAGGAGGACAUACCUGAAUUCAACAUUAACAUGAUGCCUCCAAGUCAAUGAGUAUGGCAUUAUUCAUUACCAGAGUGCCAUCAUCUGACCCUCCUGCCUUCCUGGGAUUCCAGCACUACACAGUCUGUUCCCCAGACAGCUCCCCAGCCUACUGCUGAGCUUGGCCUUGAGGCAGGCAGAGAGCAGGGAGCUGGCUGCUGAGGCACCCGGGAGAUACAGAGGGGAGAGGGAGGUCAGCGCGUCUGGCGAGAAAAGGAGCAGAGGGUGAGCCCACACAUGCAUGCAAAAACAAUGAGCAUCACAGGAGGGAGGCUGCUCCUGCUGCUUCAGCCUGCAGAUGAGCAGAGAGACAUCUGUAGGCCUGCUCUGCCAACGAGGAGGACUUGAAACCUGGAGCAGGGUUAAACUGCUUGGGUUGUCUGCCCUGAGUGGAGCAGAGGCAUCAGCAGGGAUGCCUGCAGAGGGCCAGGGGAGAGAGGGAGACCAGGGCUGGGGACCAGCAGGACAGAAAUGUGAGGGAGGGCGGUUCAGGUGUGCAAUGGAGCUGGGCAGGUAGGGGGAGCAAGGGGUGCA
This is a messenger RNA of Zonotrichia albicollis (white-throated sparrow), 2257 nucleotides long. The record is from RefSeq and is a predicted model, not a curated record. NCBI's taxonomy places the organism in Eukaryota, Metazoa, Chordata, Aves, Passeriformes, Passerellidae.